Macroventuria anomochaeta is the source of this 3347-nucleotide messenger RNA. RefSeq lists its product as uncharacterized. The record is from RefSeq and is a predicted model, not a curated record. The coding region runs from base 144 to 3347 and encodes 1067 amino acids. NCBI's taxonomy places the organism in Eukaryota, Fungi, Ascomycota, Dothideomycetes, Pleosporales, Didymellaceae. Gene Ontology annotation, molecular function: protein binding. The transcript is spliced from 5 exons.
UCGCAACACAACAGCGAGUUGCUCCUUCCCAACAGGAUCUCUAGGGAAACGUCGGCAGCACUAUCUCGCUCCUAGACUGCAGCCUCAAGUUUCUGCGAACCUCGCCGCUAUUGCAUGCACUUACCACACAUCUGCGCAUCUCGAUGCGGCUCUUAGAGUACCGAGAAGAUGGAGAGCUCAGUAUCACCGCUAACGUGGUUGACGAAGACGCAAUUCCUCCUUACGCAAUCCUGUCUCAUACAUGGGGAGCGGAGGCGGAGGAGGUCACCUUCGAAGACCUAGCAAAGAAUGCUGGCAAGGACAAGCCUGGCUACAAGAAGAUUGAGCUCUGCGGAGAGCAGGCAAAGCGCGACGGCUUACAUCAUUUUUGGAUUGACACCUGCUGCAUCGACAAGGCAAACAAGGCUGAGCACUCGCUAGCCAUACAGUCCAUGUUUCGCUGGUACCAUAACGCAGCACGCUGCUAUGUCUACCUGUCAGACGUGUCGGCGUCCUUGUGUCAUGGAGCCAACAAAGAAGCGGAACUGUCGCAAUGGGACUCACAGUUCCGGCAGAGCAAAUGGUUUACGCGCGGUUGGACGCUCCAAGAGCUUCUCGCACCUGGCUCCGUCGAGUUCUUCUCGCAAGAAUGGACGAAGCUUGGUGACAAGAUAUCACUUGCACAAAUGGUUCACGAGAUCACGGGUAUUCAGACGCUUGCGCUGGAAGGGGCGCCUCUAUCUAACUUCCUGGUCAACGAACGAUUGCGCUGGAAAGAAGCCCGGGAGACUAAACGUGAGGAGGACAGAGCGUAUUCGCUGCUGGGCAUUUUCGAUGUCGAGCUAGCGCCGAUAUAUGGCGAGGGGGCGGCGAGAGCGUUCAAACGUCUGAUGGAUGAGAUCAACAAGCUAGAAAGAUGCGUUCAAGAUGCGCGCCACACUGACCCGCGUGACGACAAGAAGCGCAUCGAGGAGACCAAAGGCGGACUCCUAGCUGGCUCCUACCGUUGGGUGCUCGACGACACCACUUUCCGGCAGUGGCAGCGGGACCCGCGCAGCCGACUGCUAUGGGUUAAAGGCGACCCUGGCAAGGGAAAGACGAUGCUGCUCUGCGGCAUCAUAGAUGAGCUGCAUCGCUCACUGCCCAAGACGGCCCUUCUGGCAUACUUCUUCUGCCAAGCGACCGACUCGCGCAUCAACAAUGCUGCAGCUGUGCUCCGAGGGCUGUUGUACAUGCUCGUGAGCCAGCAACCGGCCCUUGUAUCGCAUGUCCGCAAGAAGCACGAUCACGCAGGCAAGGCCUUGUUUGAGGAUGCGAAUGCCUGGGUAGCGUUGACAGAGAUCUUCGCGGACGUGAUACGUGACCCACAGCUAAGAGCUACAUACUUGAUCAUUGAUGCACUAGACGAGUGUGUCACUGAUCUGCCGAAACUGCUUCACUUCAUCGCGAAGCAGACUUCUGCGUCUUCCCGUGUCAAGUGGAUUGUGUCUAGCCGCAACUGGCCUGAGAUUGAAGUACAGCUGGAGCAAGCUGGCAACAUGGUCAGACUGAGCCUUGAGCUGAACGCGGAGUCUGUAUCGGCUGCCGUCAGCGUCUUCAUCCAGCACAAGGUGUUCCAACUGGCACACCAGAGGAAGUACGACCAGCAGACGCAAGACGCGGUGUUGAAGCGACUGACUGCCAAUGCAGACGGCACUUUCCUCUGGGUAGCUUUAGUGUGUCAGGACCUUCAAACGACGGCAAGACGGAACGUUCUAAAGAAGCUGGACACCUUCCCGCCAGGCCUGAAUGCGCUGUACGAGCGGAUGAUGCAGCAGAUCAGCGUGUCAGAUGAUGCUGAACUUUGCAAGCAGUUGCUGGCUUUAGCCGCGCUCGUGUAUCGACCAGUCACGCUGGAGGAGCUAGUGGCCCUUGCUGAGCCGCUCGAAGACAUAGCCGACGAAGCAGAGGUGCGGGAGAUCAUCGGCCUUUGUGGAUCGUUCCUCUGUCUGCGAGGAGACAUCGUCUACUUUGUGCACCAGUCCGCGCAAGACUUUCUCUUUGCGAAAGCGUAUAACGAAAUUUUUCCGCAGGGAGUUAAAUCUACGCAUCACGUGAUCUUCUCGAGGUCGCUUGCCCUUCUGUCAAGAACGUUGCAAAGGGACAUGUAUGGCCUGGAAGCGUUAGGAACCGCUAUCGAAGACGUUCAACCGCCGAAGCCAGACCCGCUUGCAGCCUCACGCUACUUGUGCGUCUACUGGAUUGAUCAUCUGUACAACUCGAAGCUUGAGUCCUGGGCAGACGAUAGUGGUGACUUGGAAGUCACAGGCGCCGUUAAUGAGUUUAUAAAGCAGAAAUAUCUGUACUGGCUAGAAGGGCUCAGUCUGUGCAGAAGCAUGGGAAACGGUGUAGUUUUAAUGGCAAAACUAUGCUCUCUGGUCAAGGAUCUAAAUGACGAUAAUGAGCUUGCUAAGCUUGUUCAAGAUGCCAGCCGGUUCAUCAUGUAUCACAAAGGAGUAAUCGAGAACUAUCCUCUGCAAACAUAUGCAUCGGCGCUGUUGUUUAGUCCGACGGGGAGCGUGAUCAGACAGUUGUUCAAGCACGAAGAGCCGAACGAAAUCGCCAUCAGGCCAAGGACAAGCGCUGGCUGGAGUGCUUGUCUGCAGACGCUCGAGGGCCAUAGCAAUUGGUGCAAAUCUGUAGCCUUCUCGCACAACUCGAGCAAGCUGGCGUCAGCGUCACACGACAAGACCGUCAAGAUUUGGGAUGCGAGCAGCGGAGCGUGUCUGCAGACGCUCAAGGGCCAUAGCGAUUAUGUCGACAAGCUGGCGUCAGCGUCAGACGACAAGACUGUCAAGAUAUGGGAUGCGAGCAGCGGCGCGUGUCUACAGACGCUCAAGGGCCAUGGCGGCGAUGUCACGUUAGUCGCAUUCUCGCACGACUCGAGCAAGCUAGCGUCAGUGUCAGACGACAACACGGUCAAGGUGUGGGAUGCGAGCAGCGGAGCGUGUCUGCAGACGCUCAAGGGCCAUAGCGAUUAUGUCGGGUCUGUAGCCUUCUCGCACGACUCAAGCAAGCUGGCGUCAGCGUCAGACGACAAGACUGUCAAGAUGUGGGAUGCGAGCAGCGGCGCGUGUCUACAGACGCUCAAGGGCCAUGGCAGUAGGGUCAACUCUGUAGCCUUCUCGCACGACUCGAGCAAGCUGGCGUCAGCGUCGCACGACAAGACCGUCAAGGUGUGGGAUGCGAGCAGCGGCGCAUGCCUGCAGACACUCAACGUCGAGGAACCAUUGCUAUACACAGCUCCGGAGCUUCUAGCGAACUCACUCCCGCAGAAACCCCUCCGACAGAACCCCCUCAGACAGAAUCUGAGCACCCUCUCAUUCUAG